AUGGCGAGUAAACAGGAUCAAUAUGCACCAUCUUCAUCUCCAGAGACGUCCAUGAUCAAGUUACCAGAUCCAAGAGAAGACACGUACGCUGGACGCGUGCGCAAGACCUUCGUCAUGCUGGACAUGCGCACAGCUUUCACGUCCAGACAGGACCUCCUGGAUGCACAGCAGCAAUUACUGGCCCAUCGCCGCGGCGAGUUUGUUCAUCCAGUCGAGCUCCAGCACGCGUCCAACGUGACGCAUGCUAUUCUGCAUCCGGAUACGGGCCAGCCAGUCGUGAUGCCAUUGCGCGCGUCCAUGAUCGUGCCCAUGAACAUGGUCAUGGACGGUGCCAUGCUGCUGGCCAAGAGUGUGAAGACCACCAUCGUGGCCCAGUGGCUGAACCAGACGUACAACGCGCUGCACUAUUACGCCAACCGCAACGCCUCCAAUGCAGACACAGCACAGCAGCGGCUCGUGGCCUACGUGGGCGCUACAGCCAGCUCAGUCGGAGCAUCACUUGGUAUUCGGCACUUGGCUGGUCGUCGAAGAAACGCCAAGUGGACGUCUGCUCUUGCUCGCAUGGGACCUUUUACCGCUGUUGCUGCUGCCGACUUGAUCAAUCUAGCAGUCAUGAGGCAAAGCGAGUAUCUUCAGGGAGUCUUCGUGUACGACGAGCAAGGAGAUGCAAUCGGCAAGUCCAGGAGGUGUGGAGCACUGGCAGUCGCUUCAUGUGCGACCGCGAGGAUCUUUGCUGCUGCACCGAUCUUGCUGCUGCCACCACUGGUGAUCUCGAUGAUCGAAAAGCACAGCACAGUGUUCACGCGAUCCAAGACGCGGUGGCUGCGCGUGCCGACUCUGCUUGGCUUGGUCGGCUGUGCGAUUCAGUUUUCGGUGCCCUUGACGUUCGGAUUGUUCCGACAGACUGCGCAGCUUGACUUCAAGUACCUUGAACCAGAGCUGCAGCAAGCUACGCGCAAACAAGAUGGCCAACCCGUGCGUGUUGUCACGUAUAACAAGGGCAUUUGA
Messenger RNA from Peronospora matthiolae, 1008 nucleotides. NCBI's taxonomy places the organism in Eukaryota, Oomycota, Peronosporomycetes, Peronosporales, Peronosporaceae. The record is from the annotation of a GenBank genome assembly.